AAACUAUCAAAAGUUCAGAAGUUUUUACUUUUAAACUUCCUGGUCUAAUUUCUAUUUAGAAAGAUACGCUAGUGUCUUUUGAUAGUUUGAUGGACUCGGAUUACACGAGCAUUGUAUCUCCAAAGAGAUAGGCUCAUAAUUAUAGACUCUAAACAUAUUUUGUUUGUGGGAAUAGAAGAUUGCUAAAAAUCAUGUUCACCACUGCGAGUGUGACAAUUCUAACCGUAGUAGCUGUCGUAGGUGUCUAUACAACAGAAGUGGAAUUUGAGAAGGGAGUGUUCCUCAAACCAGUUGACCCAAGCUCCCUUUCCCCUGACCUUUUGAAUAAUGUUAAAGACCCCAAAGAUACAGGUUCCCUUAUCUAUGAUUCUUCCCAAGAUAACAACUAUAACAAGAAACUAAGUCUGAACUUUCAUGUUCGUGAUUUUAAGUCUCAGAGUUCAGAUUUGUUCCGGGCAGACCCAACAUUCAUGAGAUGCCUACAGGAGAUCAGGAAUCACAUGUCUGGCAAAACAGUGAUCAUCAACAGAGGUUUCAAGACAGCCAGUGAUCUACCAGGAAGUACUUCAAUGCGAGACUUAUAUUCCCGAAGUGGUUGUAGCGCUACACUGGGCUUCAAGUCGGGAGAAACUGGUGAUGUCAAGGAAAUAGCUGAGGCAGCGUUAUAUCACUGCCCUGCAAUAUUUGCAUCAGUCCAGAGAGAUAUUGGGCUGAUUAUAAUGCACAAAACUCUACACAUCCACAUGACAGGGCCUGGGGACACAGAGCCCUACUUUCAACUUGCUGGUUACGAAUCUAUGGCAAAUACUGAGGAGUUCAGGACAUGGGCUUUGGAUAAAAUUGAUGAAUAUUAUGAUCCCAUCAACCCAUCAUCAUGUAGUUCAUAUACAGGCCUAGAUGAAGGGGGAAUCUACCCAGAAGGCAGUACAAGCCCUGAAGCUACUGUGGGUAAAUUAGACAUUCAGAUUACCAGAGAAAAGGCUGGUGAUUAUGGGAGGCUGAUGCAGGUUCCUAGCAGGAAUGUUAUAUUCAAGAAUGAUGAUCGUGAUGCCACCUGGUGUGGGAUCCAAAACCAACCAUGUAUUGACUGCCGUUCUGCCAUAAAAGGACAUUCUCUUGCAAGCAGAUGUGGCAGUCGUCUUGUUUCUCCACGCCUCUACUAUGUCAUAAGACAAGUUCAGAAGAUGGUGCGACUUUAUUCAGUAUUUGGGUCAGCCAAGCUACAAGUUAAUGCAGCAUUUGCAGAGGCUACAUCACUCCACCCCUCAGGCCCCUAUCCCCCAGGAUCUCUGCACUAUGAGGGUAGAGCAGCGGAGAUCACCCUGACUGGGACUCCCUCAUCCACUCUCCUAAAGGAGCUCAGUAAACUGGCCAUAUGUGCAGGUGCCACAUAUGUACAACAUAAAGCUGAUCAUGUUUACAUUGCGGUGAAAAAGCAGGCUUCCACAAUAGCACAACAUUCACGAUUUCCCGGCAUUCAACUGAACCAUGUGGUGCCACCUUUUGAGAAGAAAUCACACUAUGAGCUGCCUGAGAUUGGAACAGAACUGGAGAGGAAGUCAAGAUAUAUCUUUGAUGGAGACCUGCAAACAAGCAAACUGUCAGACCACACAACUAUAGACAUGUUUAAAUCCCACCAAAGUGAGGCUAGGUACUUCAGACUGAACCCAUUACUUGUGCAGUGCUUUGAGAACAUUAGAUACAAGGAAAAUAAAUGGCUGAAACCAACAGAUCUCCCUGUAGAAAUUGAGGUUGUGACUGGAUAUAUGACAACUGUUGAAGAAAGAUCAAAGAUACCUGAGUCUGACCCUCGUUACAACAUGCACUCUAGUGGUUUAGCCAUGGCUAUCAAAUACAAAGAUGGGUCCGGACCCACUAAAGAUGUACAACGACUUGCCAAGAUUUCCAUGGAUAAAUGUUCCCCAUUAUUCCACAGGGAAGGAAAGCGUAUUCACUUAGGUGUAUAUGGCAACAAUGUUUAUGUGGGACUAGGAGAGACAUUGAAUGUGUGGUUGGAGAGUGAUGAUGUCACAAUGGGAAAUAUGACAAUUGAGGAGAAUGUCGCUUGGUUCAGGAAAAGAAGCAUGCAAGCAAUACAGAACCGUAUAGUUGACCCUGACAACCUCGAGAAUGCUUGUAUGUAUGCCAAUGUUCCCAGCCGCCAAUCUGUGGACUUCAAACAUGAUCACCCAGGAUAUAUUAAAAGACGUAGAAGACAGGCAGAGCCACUAAGUGCUAAUGAGUGUCAGCCUCGUUCUGAUACUCCAUUUUGUCGUGAAACAAAGGUGCACAGGGAUAACGAGGUGGAGCAUAUGUGGCAACAGAUCAACCUGAAGCACCUCUAUCGUAGAAGUUCUGAUGUUCAGUCUGCACUAGAGAAUUGUUUUGGAGCAUGUGGUACUUGUAUUACAGGUCGAAUAUGGGAGGACAAGCAAGAGCACUGCCACAAUCUGUUACACUGGGUGCCCUAUGACCUUAAGAAUGUUCAACACAAUUACACAAACUUCUUUGCCCGUGACAAUAUACCACUGAGGAAGCAUGCUUGCUAUGGUGGCCAGCACUGUGUAGACAGAUCUCCCUUGUUCUCACUAGUAGCGCCAUCAGUGCUGCAUCUUUAUAGACCCAACCCCAACCAAUCAGUACAGAAUGAGCUGUAUGGCUCCACUGACAACCCCCUCCCUGUCUUUGAACUACUUAAUAAAAUAUAUGCAAUGGAGGCACAAGGAAUAGUGAAGUUUUGGACCAAAGAUGAGACUGAGCUACAGUCAAUGAGAGGGUCACUUCAGGCAGCUAUGUUGUACAACAAGCGAGUGACAGAGGUGCAUGUCUAUGUGGAGAAUCCAGCACGUCGUGGCCAUGUCACCCAGGCCUUGGAGAACAUGAUCCUAGAGUGGAGUUCUAAAGGGUGCCCCACCUACACACGGGAGACCAUAGCACCUUAUAUGGUAGAUGACCUACCUCAGGCCAUUGUAAAGCGGUCACUAUCUCCAGAACAUGAUCUACGUGAAAAACUCCUGGACCAGCGAAGGAACUGGGAGUAUGAGUGGCUGAGAAAGACCAGCAAUUAACCAUGGAGACCGCUUCACUGUUGUUAGGAGAAUGUUACCAUGGUGAAUGCAUCAAUAACAAUGACAAUCAGUAUAUAGAAUCAACCCUGUGAUUUCACUCAUGUAUUGCUGCUCAGAAUAGAAAAGUUGAUAUUUUAUGAGAGCUUAUAGCUUUGUAAUGCUUUUACAAAUGUUUUUUAUGUUUGAUAUUGUGACAUGUCACAUGUUGUGACAUAUUCAUUUACAGACACAGAUGUGAAGCCAAAUUAGAUGUGCCAAUAACUGUCCAUAAUACAGUAUGAUGAUUAAUGUUGAUUUUAAGACACUUUAUAUAAGUCUGUCAACAGUUUUGAACAUGUAUCACUAUAUAAUUUAUAUUUUUAUGCAAAUUAUUCAUUCCUUAUAUGUGAACUGUUCACCAUAUGUUCUCAUAGCCUGGGCUCUUCCAUGGGCCUUAUUUUGAAAGUGAUUUCAAUGUAAUGUAUGAUGAGCACUUAUUUAAAAAUUUGUGGGGAUGUUUACAACAAAUGGAGUUUAAUGAAGUUGUUGCAGAAUAGUAAAAUACGUUGUACAAAAUAAGUUAUAACAUGCUAAAUACAUGAUAACAGUAGCCUUUUCGGGUUAGAUUUUUAUGACUUGUUCAAAAUGACAACCAUCUCUUUUAGAAUUU
Owenia fusiformis is the source of this 3717-nucleotide messenger RNA. Lineage: Eukaryota; Metazoa; Annelida; Polychaeta; Sabellida; Oweniidae. The record is from the annotation of a GenBank genome assembly.